UCGCUGGCCCAAUAGACAGCAGCAUCAGCUGAGCUACGAGAGAAAGCUGGGUCCCUGGGGGCCUAAGCUGAGCCUUGGGGCUUCCCAAUAAUGUGACCUUAGUCAAGUCUCUCAGGAAAGGAAAAAAGAAAACCGGCUUCUGUGGAGUAAGUACGAUCGAUCUCUUUGCCCAGAUGAGGUAAGUCCUCACAACAGGUUAGGAGAGCAAGGUCCUGACAUUGCAUGGCGAGUCCUGAUGACCGAUGUGGACUUCAAGGCUGUAUAACCAGGGAGUGGGAACGUUGAAUUAGGACCUGAAUGUCUCAGUUCAAGUCCUGGGGUCUUUCCUUGAGCUUUAGCUGCCUCCUCCUCCAGGUGGUGAUGAUAAUAUGCAUAUCUUGGGGUCGAGGUUCCACCCACAGCAACAGCAGCUAAGAUAACUCACUUCAAACACUAAGUGGUACAUUGGAAGUUCUAAUCCCUCCAUUUCCCUGGAAAUGUAGUCAUGUUCAUGUUACUGCCAUAUCAGGUUUGUGAGUGAAGGACCCAGAAUUUGCCUUGAAGGGAGGUUAUUUAGACUUUACUUCCUUCCUACCCUGCUUCCCUGGCCUUCUCCAUUUCUUGGUAUGGCCAGGCCCCUCUUCUCCCCGAGUUUCCGCAGACGGCCUGACAUCAGUGGGUGUUCCCUGGGAAAAGCGGGCGGGCGCAGCUCCUGGCACCGCUUCCCCUAAACCCCCUGCCUCAGAUACUAAGCGGCGGGAGGGUUUUGGAGCGACCAGCCGCCUCCCUCUUCCCCAGGUCUGGAACAGCAGCUGGACCCCACCCCUCGGCGUGAGAAGGAGGGGGCGACUUGAAUCCCUCAGCUGAUGCUGGGAGACCCGAGUUAGUACGGGGCGGGAAGUAGAUCUCGGUUCUGGGGUUACAGGGGGAGCUGUCCAGCCCUGCAGAUCCAGCUGGAAAGAAGAGUGGGCCAAGGCGCGCCAGGCGGAGCAAGGCGCGGGCGCCAGGCGCGGGUGCGGCAGUGACUCCCCCUUGCAGCCCGCUCCCCACGUGGCCGCCGCCGUCCCAGCCCCUCCGAGGAAGCGGCGCGGCUUCCUGCGGCUCGGGCCGGGGAUAUAGGCGCCCCCGCCCGGGCCAGCUCAGCUCCGCCGCCCCUCCUCGCCUUCUCGCCCAAGGCGUGAUGGCCCGGUUCCUGGUGGAGCGCGCCCCGGGUGGAUCGCCGCUCGCUCUGACCCGCGCCGGGCGGCCGGCAGCGCUCCGCCUCCCUCCGCUGCUCCUGCUGCUGCUGCUGCUGCUUCUGGGUGCUGUCUCAACCUCUCCGGAGUCCCUGAAUCAGUCUCUUUCCACUGAGGACAGCUGGCUGUCGAAAGGGAAUAUGGAGGACAGCUAUGAAGAGAAUGUCCAGUAUUGCUGGUUUGAUUAUAAGAGUCUUAUGGACUCGGUCAAGGACUGGUGUAACUGGACUUUGAUUAGCAGGCAUUACAGCGACCUGCAGUAUUGCUUGGAGUACCAGGCGGAGAGGUUUGGCCGGGGGUUCCCAAAUCCUUUUGCAGAAAGGAUCAUCUUUAAGACUCACCUGAUACACUUUGCCAACUGCUCCCUGGUGCAGCCCACCUUCUCCGAUCCCCCAGAGGAUGUGCUCUUAGCCAUGAUCAUCGCCCCCAUCUGCCUCAUCCCGUUCCUGGUCACUCUUGUGGUGUGGAGGAGUAAAGAUAGCGAUGCCCAGAGCUAAGGGGGCGCGAUCCUCAGCGGCCAUCUUUCCCCUUACCCCUGCUGGAACUGGGAAUCCCUUCUCCCCUUUCUAUCUCCUUUUCUCGCUCUCGUCUUCCCCACAGACCUUUGGAUUGGUGGAAAUGGAAGCCAAGCCGAGUCAUGGCACAAUUUCUGUAGUCUUUAAAAAAAAGUGUUUUUGUACAAUA
This is a messenger RNA of Peromyscus maniculatus bairdii (prairie deer mouse), 1898 nucleotides long. It is a transcript of the gene Ramp2, whose product is annotated as receptor activity modifying protein 2. Gene Ontology annotation, biological process: G protein-coupled receptor signaling pathway; cellular response to hormone stimulus; calcium ion transport. Lineage: Eukaryota; Metazoa; Chordata; Mammalia; Rodentia; Cricetidae. Gene Ontology annotation, cellular component: signaling receptor complex; cell surface; membrane. Gene Ontology annotation, molecular function: coreceptor activity. The record is from RefSeq and is a predicted model, not a curated record.